AUGGGCCAGCUGCUGUCGUCAGAAGAGGAACUCUCCGGGGUGAAAUGUGCCAUUGGUAACCUUUUGUACCGGACCAUGUUGGAGGGUGGAGCUGUACCGAACCUGAGCGUAGUGCACCCCCUGCUGUUGGCCAACGAAGAACCUGGGGCCCACCUCCAGGCGCAAAUGCUGCAGCUGCAAGGGGAGAUUAGGAGCAGGGCACCCACCUACCUGAAGGAUCUGAUUGGACGACUAUCAUCAUUCUCGGAUGAACCCCGUCUCGCCGGACUGCUGGGACUUGCCGUUACCAUGGUAAUGGACCUGCUUGUCACAUCCUUGUCGCGGGCGGGAAAGACGGCGACCGGUCCAUCGUCGUGCCAGAGAGUGCGGGAGCUCCAAGAAGUCAUGGAGGAGUACUUGAAACGCUGCAGGAUCAACCUGGCUGAUAAAACACGACUCCUCCAGGACUCUCUGAGAAUGGAGGCCCAGCUUAGCAUCACACUGACCAAACUUAAGAUCUCUCUGGUGGAUGGGAACUGCGACUCACAGUCUUUGAGGUUCUGGGCUAGCGGGGCGGCGUUCCAUACCCAAAUGUUGAUUCACUUGGCUGUCCUGGAGGGGCGUGACGAGCCCCUGUCAGCGAGGGCCGUGCUGGAGCAAUACAAGGAGGACCUGGCACAGAUGGUACCUGCUUACAGAUGUUAUAAGCGCAAUACGGUUUGUGUGGUGAAAUGUCGAGGAGGCCAGCCUGCGUUGUCGUGUGAGCUGCAGGACGAAGGAUCGAUGACGGGGCUGAUGGUGAGCGAUAGGGAGACGGGAAAGAGCGUCCCCGUUGCUCUUGCCGCCCUGGAGGCUGAGAUAGCUUCAUUGUCCUCACUCAACCUGGAGACGAUCACCUCGGAUCAAUACGCCCAGGCGUACGUGGAGAGGCUGUUCUCCGGAGAAGGUCCAGUGGAGGAGCUAAAGAACUACUUCGCCCAGGCCAGUGAAAAGCUGAGAGUGUUGAGAACCGGACCGCCGGGGUGCCUGACCGGGACAGACAAAGAGACAGGACGAUGUGAAGGGCACACGGUCAAAAUACAGGACGAGACGGACGAAAUGAACCAAAACAGUGAGGAAGAUUUGAAGUUGAGUAUUGUGGAGACACACAGUAUGUAAAAAAACAAACAAACAGAAAACCCCAAUAAUAAUACGUAAUAAUAAUAAUAAUAAUAAUAAUAAUAAUACGUUUGUUUGCCAUGUUUACAAUGUUGGAAGUUUAACGUUUCCAACAACUCGUGUCUAAGUCGUCUUUCCCCACUGAAAUGAAUAUUUACUGCAAUAUUGAUGCUAGCUUUGUUAGCCUUCCUAUGGUGUUUUGCACUGUGCGUUAGCAUCAAGCUAGUGGCUUUUCAUCAAAUAAAUUAAUGUGGUUUGUUUCUAUCCGGAA
Molecule: messenger RNA, 1408 nt
Organism: Hippocampus zosterae (dwarf seahorse)
Lineage: Eukaryota; Metazoa; Chordata; Actinopteri; Syngnathiformes; Syngnathidae
Exons: 6
Coding region: 1-1137 (378 amino acids)
Source: RefSeq, a predicted model, not a curated record